UGCAUAACGAUCCGACGUGUCGCUGCCACUUUGCCAUCGUUGUACGUGAGAUGGCACCGUCAUCGCCACCUCACCCGAGCCCGCCCGCCGACUCGCCAGGUACGCCCGGCUUCAGCGGCGACGACGAUGUCUUUGAGCUUGACGACGCCACCGGCCACGUCUUCAUUGCGCCAACGGGCGACCUGCAUGGCGCCCGCCACCUCGUUGCCGACGCGACACCGCCGUACUUUACGAGCUCGGUCGCGCAUGCGAGCGUGACGUCGGAAGACGACGACCACGAGAAGGACGAGCCAUCACCGGUUGUCGCGGCCGCGCCCCGAGCGAGCCGGUACCAUUCGGCGAUCUCGGGCCUCAAGUCGCUCUCAUCCGCACCGUCGCACCUCCUCGGCAAAGGCAAGUACGCCAAAGCGCAACUUCUCUCCAAGAUCCCGUACAAGAAGGCCAAGGCACGCGUCUCGAAUCUGCCACCGCCGACGCUCUGCUCGUCGUGCCCGCCCAAGGCGCCGUCCAAGCUCAGUCUCUACCGGCAAAAGUCGAUGCCGCCGCCCAUGUGGACAUGCAUGUCCUGUCCGCAUGUGCAUCUCUGCGAGUCGUGCUAUCGCUCGGGCGUCCAUGGGCUCGAGGGCUCGGAAGCAAUGGAGACGUACGACGAGCUCCUCUCGGAUCUCAAGUGGAUGAAGGCCUGCAAGGCGUUCACCAAGCCGCUCUUGCUCAUGCUCCGCCACGACAUUUGCAACCACUCGCCGUCCAAGUACCAAUUCAUGUGCGGCUGGCUCGCCGACAUCCUCGGCUCCAAGCCAGUUGCCAAGAUUACGAUGCGCGGUGUGGCCAUGAAGGACCUCCGCCCCGACGUGCGCCAAGCGUUUGUCGCAGCGCUCAUGCCGCUCGUCGCGAACCGCAGCGACUUGGACGUCAACAUCGAGUGGGCUCUAAGCGCCGACGACAACCAGCUCGAGCACCUUCGGCUAUGGAUCUCGGACAAGAAAGGCCGGCGCGAGAGUCCGUUUGACACGUCGCUGUUGACGACCGAGCUCCACGACCAAGAUGCGUCGUGACAGCCAAUGUGCGGCUGUAAUAUACUGUAUAUGCUAUCUACA
Saprolegnia diclina VS20 is the source of this 1097-nucleotide messenger RNA. RefSeq lists its product as hypothetical. The transcript has a single exon. Bases 51 to 1055 code for a protein of 334 amino acids. NCBI's taxonomy places the organism in Eukaryota, Oomycota, Saprolegniomycetes, Saprolegniales, Saprolegniaceae. The record is from RefSeq and is a predicted model, not a curated record.